Messenger RNA from Penicillium brevicompactum, 792 nucleotides. RefSeq lists its product as uncharacterized. The transcript is spliced from 2 exons. Lineage: Eukaryota; Fungi; Ascomycota; Eurotiomycetes; Eurotiales; Aspergillaceae. The record is from RefSeq and is a predicted model, not a curated record. The coding region runs from base 1 to 792 and encodes 263 amino acids.
AUGCCUACAUCAACCGGCUUCCCACUUGUACAAAUGCCGGCAAUUCCCGCGCCGCGGGUUCGGAAGUCAGCAAAGGGGAAAGAAACUCCAGAGCAACAAGCAAGAGCAAAGACAGCCUCUGGGCGCGUUGCAAAGCUCAAGGCACCUCAAAUUCGCGAAAUUCUUACUCGGGCAGCACAAAUGCACCCAGAUAUCAUGGCUAUGCUAGAAGAGCCAGUCCCUGAUCAGACGCCUCAGACACCUCGCGUCCUUGACUUCGAGGCCCAGGCCCAAAAAGUCUGGGAUUGGAUGGAAAAGGACUACAAAUCAGGCGGACUUUCCUUCAAAUCACGGAGAAAAUUGUUGCAAUUAUCGAAUCGAUCGCCAAGAAUUGCGGAACAGAUGCAGACCCUCAGACACGUGCUAAUGAUUGGAGAAGCGAUUGCAGCUACCUUCGAUUGCAAACUGCGCAAGAACAUACGAGUUGAGUUUGGAUAUGAGAAAGCUCUUCAGGUUGGCAUGUGCAACAUUAUCAAGAACAUGGGGGACAACGAAAUCCAACCAAUUGCAACUCGGACAGAUGAGGAGAAGUUAUUGCCCGCUUUAGAAAAUUUGGCAAAAGAUGCUAGAGGUUAUUGUGUCUUUGGUGGGCUCAGGACGGUCAUGGCUUUGUUGAAGGAACGAGCUCCUGGAUGCACCGAUGCAGAAUCUCAGGUUGAGGGUGGAAACCAAGCAGGAAGUGACUUGGGGCUUGACCUAGGGCUACAACAAGUCAAUCCCCAUGUGCAUGUUGUCUUUGAAUUACCCAGGUAG